Pelodiscus sinensis (Chinese soft-shelled turtle) is the source of this 2701-nucleotide messenger RNA. NCBI's taxonomy places the organism in Eukaryota, Metazoa, Chordata, Testudines, Trionychidae. The record is from RefSeq and is a predicted model, not a curated record.
AGGGCAGCCCUCUCCGCCCGCCCCGGGCUCAGGCGCUUUGCAAGAGGAGGCGCAGCCGGGUUAAAAGCAGCUGUCGGGAGGAACCUUUGGGUUUGGAGCCAGCGAACGCUGGGACCUAAGGCGCCCGCAUCCUCCGGGGCGUUGAUCUGCCGGCCGCCGCCACAGGCUCCGCGCGGUGCUGAAACAGGUCAAAGGAUACAGAAGAGAAGAUGGACUGGGGAACAUUGCAGAAGGUUUUAGGAGGUGUAAACAAACACUCCACCAGUAUUGGGAAGAUCUGGCUCACUGUCCUCUUCAUUUUCCGUGUUAUGAUCCUUGUGGUGGCUGCAGAGAAAGUCUGGGGAGAUGAACAAAAUGAUUUUGUUUGCAACACUCUGCAACCUGGAUGCAAAAAUGUUUGCUACGACCACUUCUUCCCCAUCUCUCACAUUAGACUGUGGGCCCUUCAGCUCAUCUUUGUCUCGACUCCUGCACUUCUCGUGGCCAUGCACAUUGCACACAGAAGACACGAGAAGAAAAGGCAGCUCACAAGUGGUCACAAAGUGGAUAUUGAAGAACUGAAUAAACAAAAGGUUCAUAUUCAGGGCCCCUUAUGGUGGACUUACACCUGCAGCAUCUUCUUCAGAAUGGUCUUUGAAGCUGUCUUCAUGUAUGUGUUUUACGUCAUGUAUGAUGGAUACCAAAUGCCUCGCUUACUGAAAUGUAGUGCGUGGCCUUGCCCCAACACAGUGGAUUGCUUUGUUUCUCGACCCACUGAGAAAACUAUGUUUACGAUUUUCAUGCUUUCUGUGUCUGGGAUCUGUAUGCUGCUCAAUAUGGCUGAAUUGUGUUAUCUGGUGAUAAAACUAUGUAUGAAAGCACCUAGGAAACUAGCAACUUUAAAAUAGCAACCCACUCAAUAGAAUAUUUUUCCUCUCAACUUCCAGAUCAGGGAUAUUUUUCAGGCUGAAUGAAAAAAAAGUAAACAAAAUGCAAUUCCUUUUAAAAAUUGGAUAGCCCUCCCAUGAAACUUAAUGAGUUUUUAAAGAUCCUCUGUGUAUGCUGAAUACUCCCUUAACUGAAUACUCAGAGAGCCUGAUCCUGCAAGCUGAAAGUUUUGAAGUUUGCUACUGAUGGUAGAGAAAAGCCCUGCUGUGAUUCUAGUGCUAAGAAGCCAAUGGUGGGAGUCAUUGUAAAAGGUGAUACACUUCUUGCUGUGGGAGAGGCCAGAACAGGGAGAUCAGCGCUCACCUAGCAUGAAGUGUGUAUUGCACCAGACACUUUCAGUGAUGGAGCUUCUAAGAGGGGUUUGGUGUGAAUGGGACAGAGAUUUGAUUUUGGGCAUUUUUACACAUUCUAUAGUACUAGAGACUCUCCUUGCUGCACUGAAAAGAAAGGAAAACAGAGGGUCAAUUGCAUCUAUGGCAAGGUCUUUGUUUCUCUCUCCAAGCAAUCCCUGCAUACAUGGAGGGUGGGCUUGUAGAUACAUGUUUGGGGAGUGAAGAAGGCAGGGGCAGGCAAGAGAAAGGAUUAAGGAUGUGUAUUGUUCCUGGCCUCAAGCCCCACUGAGGAUGUACUAUACAUAUAUGUGCGUAUAUAUAGUGUAUACACAUAGACAGUCUACAACUGUAUUGUUCAGUAGAUUCCUUCUAACCUUUAGAUCUGCUCUCAGGGGGUGGGUUGUUCAGUCAGCCAGUGGUGAAACAAACCAUGACAGUGCAGCUUCCAUAGAGGCAACCUUACAGAAGCUAGCAUUGUAGGGGGUAGAAUUGGAACCCUGACUUGGUGCCUGAGAGAAGCAAGAAGGCGAAUACCGCCUUCCCAUAGCAUAAUUUAGAGAAAACAUGAGGCCAGCUCUCCAAAGGCGUUUUCUUCUUCCACUCUUGCCCUGCAAGAAAUUUUUCCAUCAGAAGGGAUGGUGCUAUGGGCUUCUUUUGGUAGGUUCAGUUUCUAACAUUUUAAAGGAGAUUUUUACUAAAUGACUGGCCCACCUUCAGUUGCUUAUUUGAAAAAUUUGUGCAAGGUAAAUUGCUGUGUUAUCAUUCCAUCUUGCAUUGCUCAGGUCAACUACUAUACUUCAUCUCUCAUUACAUAAUACACUGCAGAAUGAACUCUCAUAGAGUUCUAACACAGUUCUCUUCUUUCUAUCCGUUCUGUGUUGCACUGAACCAUAACUACUUCUCCAAGUCCUCACCUAACCCACAGUAGGGUCUAUUCUUCAUCACUCCUACUUAGAGCAUGAAUCACUCUUCCCUCAUUUCACAAGGUACACAGGAGGAGUUAGAAGUUCCCCACAGAGCUAAAACAACACUGUCUUGAUCUGGGAGAUGUGUAUAUUACAGGAACCUGCUUUUCCGUUUAAAGUUCCCACUUGUAAGAUGUAAAUUGCACGUAACUAAGUAAAGGACUAGCAAGAGUGCAUCUGGCCCUGUAUCUUUACGAUAUCUUUAUAACAUUAAAAUUUACAUAUUUACAUAGGGAAUUACAGUAUUACAUGUAGCCGUACAACGUCAGCACUUUUCCCAAGCGCCUGUCCAUUAGAAGUGACCGCAAAGACCCAGUUACUCCUAUCGUAAGCUACAAGAACUUGAUAUGCUCAGAGAGGGCAUAUUUUAGGGGCGACCUAUAGAGCAUCAAUAUUCUCCCCUUACAUCUAGGGCUGUAUCUACACUGGUGUGAUCUUGCGCAAAAGCCGCCACUCUUGCGCAAAAACUUGCUGCUU